AUGCAUUGCUUUUUUGCUGCGCUGGAGCCGUCUAUCCCCGUCACGGAACAAAACCUGGCAGACCGAGUUCGGUACAUCAUGUGCUUUAAAAUAUUUGAUGAUGCCGAACUCGAACGACUACGACGUGAGGCUAUUCCGUCGUCGAAUGGAUCGGCUAUGGCUGGAGAUGCAGCUCCACAUUCGACAGACCAGCAUCCACACGUGGAAGCCGCCAUGGAUCUUCCAGUUAUGGUUGAUUCGAACGACGAUGAAAUAGUCUCCCACGAACUAGGGCAAAUGAGGAGUAUAUUGGAAGAGGCGAUUUUGGAAACGCGCAACACCCCUCUCGAAAAUCGACCGCGACUUCCCCGCAUACCCCUAAGCAAGCGAAAUCGGGCUGUCGUGAGGGCUCUUAACCCAAUGCUGGUGACCUAUUUGGAAGCCAGCCGGGACCUUUGCGAGACGGACUCGAUUCUCUUUGGCGCCGCAGUGGCAGUUUGCCGUAUUAUUGGCGCCAAACUUCCCAUGGCUGGACGCGCUACUACACAAAUUAGCGCCAUCCCAGCCUGGAGAAAAAGAAUCGAGGACCGUAUCGCAAAGGCAAGGGCCCUUAUCGGCAGACUGACAAGCUUCAGGUUUGGUAAUAAUAGACCGAGGAUUAUGCGCACCGUUAGGAUGGCGUUUGAAAAAAAGAAAGAAAGAAAGAAAAAACAUUUAUUCACGGUCUAA
Molecule: messenger RNA, 708 nt
Organism: Parnassius apollo (apollo)
Lineage: Eukaryota; Metazoa; Arthropoda; Insecta; Lepidoptera; Papilionidae
Source: the annotation of a GenBank genome assembly